Populus nigra (black poplar) is the source of this 916-nucleotide messenger RNA. RefSeq lists its product as uncharacterized. The record is from RefSeq and is a predicted model, not a curated record. NCBI's taxonomy places the organism in Eukaryota, Viridiplantae, Streptophyta, Magnoliopsida, Malpighiales, Salicaceae. The transcript is spliced from 6 exons. The coding region runs from base 141 to 746 and encodes 201 amino acids. Gene Ontology annotation, biological process: protein ubiquitination; positive regulation of protein catabolic process. Gene Ontology annotation, molecular function: protein binding.
UUUCGUGCCGCGAACCAUUUUUUCCUUUUAUUUUACUUGCUGAAGCCCUACUUUUGUUUUAGCUGUCUGCUUCCACCUUCCUGUGUAUCCUACCUGCACAAACACAGAGGGACGGAGAAUUAUUUAAAAAAAAACGAGAAAUGGCAGUACAUCUCGACAAUCUAAUGGAAGAAGAGGAGAACGAAGAAGACAACGCUCUGUUUGAAGGAGACGGCUUAGUUGACCAAGAUUCCGAUAUUCCUCCCCACCUCCUUGACCUCGCCCGCGCCGCUCAGCUCGGUGACCUCGACGCUCUUCGCAAUGCUCUAGAUAACCUGAAUGGCAGCAUUGAUGAACCUGUGGAAGAUGGUGACACGGCUCUCCAUUUGACAUGCCUGUAUGGAUAUUUACCCUGUGUCCAGCUACUCUUGGAAAGGGGAGCAAACUUGGAGGCCAAGGAUGAAGACGGAGCGAUUCCUCUGCACGAUGCUUGCGCAGGGGGAUUUACUGAGAUAGCCCAACUUCUACUGAACACUGCUAGUAGUGCAGAGCGUGUGAAAAGGAUGCUAGAGGCAGUUGAUGAUGAGGGUGAUACUCCUCUUCACCAUGCAGCAAGAGGUGAACAUGCUGAUGUUAUUAGAUUGUUGCUGGCUUCUGGUGCCUCCGCUACAACAGCAAACUCGUAUGGAAAGAUUCCGAGCGAACUACCUGAACCAGAUACUGAAGCUCACAGAAUUUUGGAAUCCGCUGGAAGUGCAUCUUCGUGAUCAUCUUCAGCUUCCUUACACAAACACAAACUUAUACCUAAUGGUAGUUAGAAAUUUAAGAUUUUAUUAUUAUUAUUAACCACAAAUUUAAAAUGUUCAAUGCUAUCAUUACUGGUGCCAGUGAGUUUUGGAUGGUUGAGAGAAUGGUAUGUGAUUAGUUAGCCCAUGAA